GGGAGGACACUUUUCAUUCACUCCCCACAACUUCACCAACUCUUUCUGGACUCGGCACCUCGCUCGGCGGGGAACCCAGAGCUCAACCCUCCAUUCACCAUGACCGGUGCCCGGCAUAGGAAGGCAAAUUCCACGGACAGCCAGCCGCCGGCUGUAGCCAAUGAUGUGCCCAAGAAGAACCCCAAACCCAGCAAAGCGGGGGCGCCCCCCCCGGGGGGUUCAGGGCUCCUCCAUACUCUGCUCUCCAUUGUCCGCUAUGGACUGCUGCUCGCCACGGCCGCCUGUAUAGGAUGGUUGCUCUACUCCCUACUGGAAGAGGUCUCCACCAUCAAUAGUAAGCUACUACACCUCUCCCAACAGAAGGGGGAGCUCGCCGACACUGUCCACAACCUCAACAAGCAGAUCGAUAUUCUUCAAAAAACAGUCGGAAGAGUUGAAUUCAUCUCUAAAGAUAUCCAGGAAAAGCAACAGAGUCAUGACAAUUCCAUCAAAAACAGCGAAAAAGAGCUUGAUGUUGUUGGUGUUGUUCUUAAGAAACUUCAGAAAGACCUGUCAAAUGUUGUACAAGAUGUAAAGGACCAAGGGGAAAGAGAUCUGGUCCUCUUUGACAAUACCAUGAAGGAAAAAUUCACAGAAUUAAAUAAAUCAAUCAAUGACGACAUAGUUGACCUUGCUGAAGUACAGAAGUCAAGCCAGGAAGAGAUAAACAAUGUGAAAGCUUCAAUAGCUUCUUUGGGAGAUGUCGAUUCAAUCACCAAUGAACUUAAGAGGUUAAAAGAACUUUUCUCUGAGUUACAAGCUUCAUUUAGGUCCAAGGAAGAGUCUGUUGACUGGCUGGUGAGCAAUGCAAUUAACAUUGAUACUGUCACCACGAAUGGCAAUGAAAUCUCAGUUCUCAGAAGUCAGCACGACCUUCUGAAAACAAAUGUUGAGGAGCACUUAGCCACAGUAGUGGAGCUGAAGGACAAAAUCUUAGCAGAAAAGUCUGCCAUGAAAACCGAGCUGGACAGAGUUCUUAAAGACUUUGAACAACUUUCAUCUUCUGUUAGAGAAAUAGAAAAUAAUUAUGUAUCAACAAACAACGAUUUGCUUAAGGAAAUUGAAAAUAAUAAAGAUAGUGUUGAGUUGAGGCUGAAACCUCUUGAAAGUACAAUUGAGUACUUGAAUUCUGAAAUAUCUUCUUUGGAAUUAACAACCAGUUUUGAAGAAUACAACAGGAGGUUGAACGCUGUUGAAGAAGCUUUUGCUGGUUUGAAGCACUUAACUUCUGGAAACUCUGAAAGCCCUGAAGCAUCUGAGACCCUGUCAACGCUAAAAGAGUCUCAAGAAGCUUUGUCCCAACAGGUCCAAGAAUUGAGAUCUGCCAUUGUCGACCUUCCAAAUGUUUCCCCAGAUAUUCAGAAAUUACAAGUGGAGGUCACAGGUGCUCUUGAAGGCCUUAAAUAUGACUAUGACCAGUGGAAGAGUAACCUAGGCAAUGCUGGGCAAUCGGACCAAGUAUAUGAGGGUGGCUUGAAAACUUCUAUUACAAAACUGGAAUCUGACUUGAAGAGGUUAAGGGAGGCAGUAGAUAGUUUGAUAGCAUAUUCUGUGAAAAUAGAAACCCAUGACAAAGAUUUGGAAUCUAUUAAAGAGUCUGUAGAAGACCUUAAAGAAAGUACAGAUAAACUGCAAGUAAAAUUUGAACAGAUACAUGAAAAUGUAUAGCCGUGUUCGCGUUGUAAGGAAGAAAAAUGUAGGAUUUUCAAAGUCUAGUUUUUAACUUGUUCUCAUUAAAAUGUUUUUCUGUAUUGUUUUUU
Messenger RNA from Rana temporaria (common frog), 1799 nucleotides. It is a transcript of the gene CKAP4, whose product is annotated as cytoskeleton associated protein 4. The transcript has 2 exons. The record is from RefSeq and is a predicted model, not a curated record. The coding region runs from base 100 to 1707 and encodes 535 amino acids. Lineage: Eukaryota; Metazoa; Chordata; Amphibia; Anura; Ranidae.